Molecule: messenger RNA, 435 nt
Organism: Haemonchus placei
Lineage: Eukaryota; Metazoa; Nematoda; Chromadorea; Rhabditida; Trichostrongylidae
Source: the annotation of a GenBank genome assembly
AUGCUAUCAAACAGAUUCAUGACGUAUGUUCCUCCAGAAUUUGAUUGCUUUCUGCUGUAUGAACGAAAAGGCCGAGGAACAUUAUUUCAGAUUGGUUUUUUACAUCGAGAUUUGAAGCCAGGGAAUUUAGCAGUCGGUCCCAUAGGCACCCCUCAGUUUCGGCUCAUUCACAUAUUUGACUUUGGUCUCGCUAGGCAAUAUGUCAUAACGUCGGGAGGGGAACGACCGAAAUUGCGAAGGCCUCGCCCACGGGUGCAUUUCAGAGGAACUCUCCGUUAUUGCUCGAUAAACUGUCAACAAAAAGGAGAACAAGGGCGUGACGAUGACCUAUGGUGCUUUCUGUACAUGUUGGCUGAGCUUCGUGGUCCUUUACCGUGGGCAAGUAUCAGGCAAGUUCCACAUUUUCCAACUCUGCACUGUCCGAAGAAAUGCUAA